CUGUGAUUCAGAUGUAGCUGAAUAACUGAAGACUGGUUUGUGUAUGUCUACAAGAAAGCUCAAUCAGCAAUGAUUCUUUCCACCUAUAAUACCAUCCAGUCAAUUUUCUGUUGCUGUUGUUCGGUUCGGAAAAGGCAAGUGAGGACACAAAUGAACCUGAAUAAUGAUGGAGAUUCAAGAGAAGAAUACACUUGGCACCCAAAGCAGCUGUCCUAUGUGUCUGCUCAUAAGAACGGAUCCAACAGGGCAUGUGUUCAGCCAUCCCAAAGAAAACCACUGCCACCCCUCCCACAAGUGGAAGAUCAUGGGGAGAAGAUUCGAGUUAUGGCUCUCUACGACUUCCUUCCCAGGGAAUCCUGUAAUUUAGCAUUAAAGAGAGCAGAAGAGUACCUGAUCCUGGAGAAAUACAAUCCUCAUUGGUGGAAGGCCAGAGACCAAACAGGGAAAGAAGGAUUAAUCCCUAGCAACUAUGUGACAGAAUACAAGCUAACCAACUUAGAAAUAUAUGAGUGGUAUCAUAAAAACGUCACUAGGAAUCAGGCAGAAGAUCUAUUGAGACAAGAGUCCAAAGAAGGUGCGUUUAUAGUCAGAGAUUCCAGACGUUUGGGAGCUUACACCAUCUCUGUGUACUCAAGAAUGAGAAGGAAUGAUGAGGUACCCAUCAAGCAUUAUCAGAUUAAAAGCCAUGACUCAGGGCAGUGCUAUGUGAGUGAAAGAUACCUUUUCCCAUCAAUACCAGAACUGAUUGAGUAUCAUCAGCACAAUGCAGGAGGGCUCAUAACCCGUCUCCGGUAUCCAGUUGGCUCCAUGGGAACCUGUUUGCCAGCAACAGCUGGUUUUAGCUAUGAGAAAUGGGAGAUUGAUCAAUCUGAGUUGACUUUUAUAGAGGAGGUUGGAAAAGGCCAGUUUGGUGUGGUCCAUUUAGGUAAAUGGAGAUCACAUAUCCUAGUUGCUAUUAAGGCCAUCAAUGAAGGAACCAUGUCAGAAGAUGACUUCAUUGAGGAGGCUAAAGUGAUGAUGAAAUUAUCUCAUUCAAGACUAGUACAACUUUAUGGAGUAUGUAUCCAACAGAAGCCACUUUACAUAGUAACAGAGUUUAUGGAAAAUGGCUCUCUGCUUAAUUAUCUCAGACAAAGACAAGGAAGGCUUAGGAGAGGAAUGCUACUGAGCAUGUGCCAGGAUGUAUGUGAAGGCAUGGAGUACCUGGAGAGGAGUAGCUUCAUUCACAGGGAUUUAGCUGCCAGAAAUUGUUUGGUCAGUGCUACGUGCGUAGUAAAAAUUUCAGACUUUGGAAUGACAAGAUAUGUUUUGGAUGAUGAAUAUAUCAGCUCUUCAGGUGCCAAGUUCCCAGUCAAAUGGUCAGCCCCUGAAGUCUUUCACUUCAACAAAUACAGCAGCAAAUCUGAUGUCUGGUCAUUUGGAAUUCUGAUGUGGGAGGUUUUUACUGAGGGCAAGAUGCCUUUCGCAAAGGAAUCCAAUUUACAAGUUGUGGAGGCUAUUUCCAAAGGCUUCAGGCUGUAUCGUCCGCACCUGGCUCCAAUGAUUGUGUAUGAAGUCAUGUAUAGCUGCUGGCAUGAGAAACCUGAAGGCCGCCCUACUUUUGCUGAAUUGACUCAGGCACUCACAGAUAUAGCAGAGACUGGGUGACCCAAGAUGGAACAUCAAAGACCCCAACACCAGUGUCCUCCUUGCUGAAUUGUCAGGAAAGGAAAUUCCUUUUUUGGUCAUUGAUAAUGAUCUUCUCUAGAAAGUUGCUGAUGAUGAAUGACCUAUGUACAUUGUGAAGACGUAUGAAGCUUUUCACUUACUUUAUAUCUUUGAUCCACAGUUUCUCCUGUGACGAUUAAAUUGCCAUCAUCAGUGUGUGAUAAUGAAUAAGUGGGACCCAACAUUUCUUUGUGGGAAGCCAGGGGAGCAGUGGGGAUCUAACUAAAACCCCAACUCUCCCCUAAGUUUUAUAUUAUGAAAGUGUGAUCUCUUUGGUCACAACCACAAAGAUUAAAACCAUUUGAUGGAGAGGCCUGACCUGCUGGACAUGUGGAUUUACACAGAUUCCCAAGUAUUUCCAUCUGCCAAGACUUUUGAUUCUUGAAGAGAUUUGUUGGAAAGAGAAGAAGAAAGCCACAAAAGGCAGAAGAUGAUACAAAAGAAUUCAUCUUGCCAAGCUAUAGGAAAGCAUAGGGUAAAGUUGGUGUACUAGAGGGAUAUGCCCUAACAUGGGGCACCUUAUCCUGUCUUCUCUUCCCAGAACCCCUCAUACACAUGGACUCUUGCAGAUUUGCAGCUGAAGGGUCAAGCCAGAAAGAUUGUUGAGAGCUAAGUGGGUAGGGCUGGUAUAUGUCACCCCAAGUCCCUUAACACCUUUGUUUGCUCCUUCCUCAACUCAGGUGGAAGAGCAACUUUCCUUGCCCUCCCCUACCAGGUGCAUCUCCCAUGCUGCUGACAAUCCAAAUAAACUGUUCUCUGAAUGUUACU
Molecule: messenger RNA, 2475 nt
Organism: Vombatus ursinus (common wombat)
Lineage: Eukaryota; Metazoa; Chordata; Mammalia; Diprotodontia; Vombatidae
Gene: TXK
Product: TXK tyrosine kinase
Exons: 15
Coding region: 70-1647 (525 amino acids)
Biological process (GO): regulation of platelet activation; adaptive immune response; T cell receptor signaling pathway
Molecular function (GO): protein binding; non-membrane spanning protein tyrosine kinase activity; ATP binding
Source: RefSeq, a predicted model, not a curated record